ACCGCGGAGCAGCACCAUGUCGGCGCCGGCGGCCAAAGUCAGUAAGAAGGAACUCAACUCCAACCAUGACGGGGCCGACGAGACCUCAGAAAAAGAACAGCAAGAAGCAAUUGAACAUAUUGAUGAAGUACAAAAUGAAAUAGACAGACUUAAUGAACAAGCCAGUGAGGAGAUUUUGAAAGUAGAACAGAAAUAUAACAAACUCCGCCAACCAUUUUUUCAGAAGAGGUCGGAAUUGAUCGCCAAAAUCCCCAAUUUUUGGGUAACAACAUUUGUCAACCAUCCACAAGUGUCUGCACUGCUUGGAGAGGAGGAUGAAGAGGCGCUGCAUUAUUUGACAAGAGUUGAAGUGACAGAAUUUGAAGAUAUUAAAUCAGGUUACAGAAUAGAUUUUUAUUUUGAUGAAAACCCUUACUUCGAAAAUAAAGUUCUCUCCAAAGAAUUUCAUCUGAAUGAGAGUGGUGAUCCAUCUUCAAAGUCCACCAAAAUCAAAUGGAAAUCUGGAAAGGAUUUGACGAAACGUUCAAGUCAAAUACAGAAUAAAGCCAGCAGGAAGAGACAGCAUGAGGAACCAGAGAGCUUCUUCACCUGGUUUACUGACCAUUCUGAUGCAGGUGCAGAUGUAAGGGAGGUCAUCAAAGAUGAUAUUUGGCCAAAUCCAUUACAGUACUACUUGGUUCCCGAUAUGGAUGAUGAAGAAGGGGAAGGAGAAGAAGAUGAUGAUGAUGAUGAAGAAGAAGGAUUGGAAGAUAUCGAUGAAAAAGGAGAUGAGGAUGAAGGUGAAGAAGAUGAAGAUGAUGAUGAGGGGGAGGAAGGAGAGGAGGAUGAAGGAGAAGAUGACUAAUGGAACACUGAUGGAUUCCAACCUUCCUUUUUUUAAUUUUCUUCAGUCCCUGGGAGCAAGUUGCAGUCUUUUUUUUUUUUUUUUUUUUUUUUUUU
This is a messenger RNA of Neomonachus schauinslandi (Hawaiian monk seal), 939 nucleotides long. RefSeq names its product protein SET-like. Gene Ontology annotation, biological process: nucleosome assembly. Gene Ontology annotation, molecular function: histone binding; chromatin binding. Lineage: Eukaryota; Metazoa; Chordata; Mammalia; Carnivora; Phocidae. The record is from RefSeq and is a predicted model, not a curated record. Gene Ontology annotation, cellular component: nucleus; chromatin.